Molecule: messenger RNA, 702 nt
Organism: Penicillium nucicola
Lineage: Eukaryota; Fungi; Ascomycota; Eurotiomycetes; Eurotiales; Aspergillaceae
Exons: 5
Coding region: 1-702 (233 amino acids)
Source: RefSeq, a predicted model, not a curated record
AUGGAUAUGGACAAUGUUGCAUCUCCAGCUAUCAACAUAUGGACGUUCUUCGCCCUUGCAGCUCUCGACAUUGCAGCCAAUGCUGCAGCUGGACCUGCAGCUGUUGCGACCGCCGCGCACGUCAAUGGCAGUCCGUUGACGGCUAGAGCUAUGCAGAUCGGUGCGAUCGCCGGUGUGACUAAAUCUGGAGUGUUGGCUUUUGUUGAAUUCGUUGGAUAUGCUGGCUUGCCAACGCCAGCAUGGAUUUUACUCGUUUUGAUGGCUAGUAGUUUUGGUAUAUGUGUGUUGAUCACUGCGGAGGUCAGCAACUUGGUGCUUGGAGAAGCACCGAGUGCGUUGCUCAUUGCUGCUGUUGUCGCUGCCAUUCCACUUGCUGGUGAAUGUAUUGGUAUAUAUCAGUCGGCUGGAGGAUUAUACGGUGGUAAACCUCAGUCCCAAAUCAUGGUUAUAGGGCUUGAUGCCUUGGGAGGAUAUGUGUUUGCACGGAUGUGCCAUAAUCUAGGCUACGAUAUAUGUCCUUACCAUGUCGCUGCUGCCGCUGGCGCUGUAUAUGGCGUGAUCACUGGUUUCUUCCAUACAAUCCUUGGUUGCAUUGCCGGAGCAACCUACUAUGAAAGUCACAAUGGUAAUUACACAGUCCGAAAUGUGUUUGGAACUGCAGAGGGGUAUAACCCUAAUUGGCACCGAGAUAUACACGCGUGA